Messenger RNA from Folsomia candida, 865 nucleotides. RefSeq lists its product as uncharacterized. The record is from RefSeq and is a predicted model, not a curated record. Lineage: Eukaryota; Metazoa; Arthropoda; Collembola; Entomobryomorpha; Isotomidae. The coding region runs from base 116 to 745 and encodes 209 amino acids. The transcript has 2 exons.
CUGUAAAGCAGAACAACAUUUAGUAUAAAUUUGACACCACUUGGUCCACUUGACAUCAAUCUUACAACAAAUGUGACACAUUCACUUUUCUAUUUCCCCAGUAAAAAACUUCAUAAUGGAAGCACGAUUAUUUUAUUUUCUCGUUUGCUACGCUACGACCACGGUUUUUGUCACGUGUCUGGAUACCGGCGUGCCACAGUAUCUACUCGAAUAUGUUGGGGUCCAAACUAACGAGAAAUGCUUGCCUGGUAACCAUUCUCUAAAACUCAACUCAACAAUUGACGAAGAACAAGAACUGAUUCUACCAGGAGACCAGGAAUCUCUCUUUUUCAAUGUGAUGGGAUUGUGGAGGAUAUCCCAGCACAUGGGUUGGUAUUUUGACACUAUUCUGGGUGGAGUUGGCGACAAAUGUGAACAAUUGCGUUGGCCUAUGAAUGAUGAACGAAUGACCGCUAUCCGAUUCGGGGAUCCACUCCAGGUCCGGAAAGAAAUUCAUCUUUAUGACUACUAUAAGUUUUAUGGAAUGCGGUAUACAGCAAACGGAUCGACGCCUUCAGUGUCUCCACCAAUACGCGUUAGAUCGUACCACUUCACGGGCAACUAUUCCUGGACAUUAUUUUCUGGACAGAACUUCACAGGAAAAUCGGUUUGUCGUAAAUCGAAAAUACAAGGAAGAGAUUGGGGAAUUACAUACGGUGAAGUUUUCGAAGGUUUUGUUACGCGAAGUGUGAGGGAAGGAUGUUAAAUUAACGAUUACCUAACAAAUACGUAUGCUAUCGAAUAAAUUUACUAAUUAAUUAACUUAUGUAAUUCAUUUUUAUUUACGUCAAAAAUAAAUCCACAGGGCACUUUAGUAUAUUAUUUA